AUGAAGAGCUUUGCUACUUGGAUAACGGCCCUCAUGGCCACGGCCCCCCUCGCCCUGGCUAUUCCCCGGCCCUCGAUGAAUGCCCUUCGGAAGAAGGCCGACGCCGACAAGGUAGGCUACCUAGGGGUCUACUGGACCACCGAUGACGAGAGCGUCUACUUCGCCCUGAGCGACAAUGGCAACCCUUUGGCUUUCGAGACUGCCAACGGCGGCAAGUCCGUCUUGUCGCCGACGCUGGGCACCAAGGCCAUUCGCGACGCCUCUAUUAUUGCCGGGGUUGGCGAUGACGCCGGCAAAUACUACAUCAUCGGCACGGACCUGGACAUUGGAUCGACCAACUGGGGCGACGCCGUCCGCACCGGAUCGCGCGGCAUCUUCGUCUGGGAGAGUACCGACCUGGUGAACUGGACCGACGAGAGACUGGUGACGGUUGAGGACGAGACGGCCGGCAUGGUGUGGGCUCCGGACGCCGUAUGGGAUUCUUCUCAAGAACAAUACCUGGUACACUGGGCCUCCCAGUUUUAUGCGUCCGAUGAUUCGGACCACUCCGGUGACCCGACAACCACCCAGAUCAUUCGCUACGCCUAUACCAGUGAUUUCCGCACCUUCGGCGAGCCGAAGACUUAUAUCGACCAUCAAACCAGCACGGUCAUUGACCUGGCCUUCCUGGCUGUAGAUGACGAUACCUUCGUGCGCUUUUACGUCGAUGGCAACACGACAAGUCCCGUCGUGGAAGUCAGCAACGACGGACUCUUUGGCGACUGGACCGUGCCAACUGGCAGCGUGCAAGACAGCGCCAGCUACGAAGGACCGUAUGCCUUCUGGGACAACGAGGAAGAGGGCAAGGCGUAUCUGCUCUGCGAUCGCGUGGGCGACAGCCCCGGAAUCGCCGCGUGGGAAUCAACGGACGUCACCUCGGGCGAGUUUGCGAGAGACUCGUCGAGCGACCUGACCUUCAUGCGACAUGGAUCUGUGCUCGCUGUAACACAAGAGCAGUACGACGCCUUGUCAAAUCUUUAG
Molecule: messenger RNA, 1020 nt
Organism: Aspergillus affinis
Lineage: Eukaryota; Fungi; Ascomycota; Eurotiomycetes; Eurotiales; Aspergillaceae
Product: glycoside hydrolase family 43 protein
Exons: 4
Coding region: 1-1020 (339 amino acids)
Source: RefSeq, a predicted model, not a curated record